Prunus armeniaca (apricot) is the source of this 1461-nucleotide messenger RNA. The record is from the annotation of a GenBank genome assembly. Lineage: Eukaryota; Viridiplantae; Streptophyta; Magnoliopsida; Rosales; Rosaceae.
AUGGACACAUUGCAAGGAGGGCAAUUUGGGUUGGUUUUGCAGCAAGCCAAAGCCACACUGAUUGUGCCAUUGCUGAAGUUUUUGGUGGUUGUGUGCUUGGGCAUGUCUCUGAUGCUUUCUGCGGAGAAGGUGUACAUGGGCAUAAUGAUAAUAUUGAUUAAGCUGUUUAGAAGAAGGCCUGUGAAGCAUUGGAAAUGGGAGGCCAUUAAGGAUGAUGUUGAGCUUGGGAACUCAGCUUACCCUAUGGUUCUUGUGCAAAUUCCCAUGUACAAUGAAAGAGAGGUUUAUCACCUUUCUAUUGGAGCUGCAUGUGGGCUUUCUUGGCCUUCUGAUAGGAUCAUAAUUCAAGUUCUUGAUGAUUCAACGGAUCCAACCAUUAAGGAUUUGGUGGUGCUAGAAUGCCACAGAUGGGCAAGCAAAGGAAUAAACAUAAAGUACGAGAUCAGAGACGACAGAAAUGGGUUCAAAGCAGGGUCUCUCAAAGAAGGCAUGAAGCACAGUUAUGUCAAACAGUGUGACUAUGUUGCCAUCUUUGAUGCUGACUUCCAACCUGAGCCUGAUUUUCUCUACCGCACCAUUCCAUUUCUGGUCCACAACUCUGAUCUUGCUCUUGUCCAAGCUCGCUGGAAAUUUGUAAAUUCAGAUGAGUGCUUGAUGACAAGGAUGCAAGAGAUGUCACUGGAUUACCAUUUCACGGUGGAGCAAGAAGUGGGGUCUGCAACUUAUGCCUUCUUUGGUUUCAAUGGCACGGCGGGUGUGUGGAGAAUUGCAGCGCUCAAUGAGGCUGGAGGAUGGAAGGACUGCACAACAGUGGAGGAUAUGGAUUUAGCAGUCCGAGCUAGUCUCAGAGGCUGGAAAUUUGUAUAUCUUUCUGACCUUAAGGUGAAAAGUGAAUUGCCAAGUACUUUCAAAGCCUACCGUUCUCAGCAGCAUCGAUGGUCUUGUGGCCCUGCUAAUCUCUUUAGAAAGAUGGUAAUGGAGAUUGUGAGAAACAAGAAGGUGUCCCCAUUGAAGAAGUUUCAUGUGAUCUACAGUUUUUUCUUUGUUCGCAAAAUUAUAGCACAUAUCGUCACAUUUGUCUUCUACUCUGUCAUUUUACCAGCAACAGUUUUGGUUCCUGAAGUUCAGGUUCCCAUGUGGGGUGCUGUUUACAUUCCUUCUACCAUUACUCUCCUCAAUGCUGUUGGAACUCCUAGGUCUUUUGAAGCAGGGAGAGUAAAUGAGUGGGUCGUCACUGAGAAACUGGGAGAUUCUCUCAAGAAAGAUCCCAGGAAACCUCGAUUAAGAAUUGGAGAAAGACUACAUAUGCUUGAGCUCAUUGUUGGAUUCUACCUCUUCUUCUGCGGCUGCUAUGACCUUGCCUUUGUAAAGAACGGCUACUUUAUCUACCUGUUCAUCCAAUCUGUUGCAUUCUUCAUUGCGGGAUUUGGUUAUGUUGGCACCUUUGUCCCUAACUCAUAG